AUGAAAACAGCAUUUGGCCACAGGAAGAUGAAGAGAAAGAAUCAAAUCUUGCUCUUGUUUGCAGCCUACUUUAGCCUUAUCAGCAAACUAUGUGAGCAAGCUGAAUUGAGCAGGAACCAAAAUGGUGUUAGCCUGGUGGACGAGGUUCAUGUUGGAGUUAUCCUUGAUAUGGGAACAAGGGAGGGGAAGACUAUCUACAGCUCCAUUUCCAUGGCGAUUUCUGAUUUUUAUAGCUUACAUUCGGACUAUGAAGUGAGGAUAGUUCUCCACAUGAAAGACUCUAAAGGGGACCCUUUGCUUGCUUUAUUUGCCGCUUUUAACCUCUUGGAAAAUGCCAAAGUUGGAGUCAUCCUCAGCGCCCAAACAUCAAUUUUGGAAGCAAAUUUUUUGGCUGAAUUAGGAGAUAAGACCAAAAUUCCAGUAAUCUCAUUUUCUACGGCCUUUGGCUCAUCUCCAUCCCUCAACAAUUACCCAUACUUCAUUCAGAUUGCACAAGAUGAAACUGCCGAAGUUAAAGGAAUUGUUUCUUUUAUAGAAUUACAUAAUUGGGAAAAUGUUAUCCUUAUCUAUGAGGAUAAUGACAACUGGAGUGAUUUCUUUGAACAUACAAAAAACCACAUUGCAUAUAAAAGCGGAGUGGCUAGAUCAUCUAAAGAUGAUCAAAUCAUUAAAGAACUUCACAUGCUCAAAGCAAUGCAAACUACGGUGUUUGUUGUGCAUGUGUCACAUGUCUUGGCAUCUCGUCUUUUCUUAAAUGCGAAAAGGUUGGGAAUGAUUAGCCAAGGGUAUGCGUGGAUUGUGACUUCAAAGAGCAUGAAUCACUUGCAGAAGACAGAUUCAUCCAUCUUUGAAUCGAUGCAAGGAGUCCUUGGUUGCAGGUCUUAUAUUACAGAAUCAGAACAGCUCCAAAAUUUCACUUCAAGAAUGAGAAAAGAAGUCUAUAAUAAGGAGCUUGAUAUGCUAGAAAGGAUGCACAUAAAUUUAUAUGGUUUAUGGGCUUACGAUGUUGCUUGGAGUCUUGCAAAAACAGCUAAUAGCACGGUUCUUAAAGUUCCUGAUCAAACCAGCGAUCCAGAUGCUAGAUUGAACUUGAUGGAUUUUGACAACUUCAGAACAAAUAUUCAAGGUUGGAUACUUCUGCAAGAGAUAUUCGAAAACAAAUUUAAAGGUUUAAGUGAAGAAUUUCAAUUCAUUAAUGGAAAGCUAAUCUCAAGAACAUUUGAAAUAGUUAAUGUGAUGGGUGAAGGGGAAAGAAGAGUUUGGUUUUGGACUUCCGCAGGCAAAAUCACCAAGAAAUUACACGGAAGCCGAAGGCAUCUGUCUUCCAUCAAAGACCUUGAAACGAUAAUCAGGCCUGGUGGGACUUCAACCAUUCCCAAAGGUCGGAUGAUGCAAAUGAGUGGCAACAUCCUAAGGAUUGGUGUUCCAAUAAAAUGGGGGUUUACGCAAUUGGUGAAAGUGGAUCGUGAACUUCAGACCAAUGCUACGAUUGCCACUGGUUUCUGCAUAGAUGUUUUCAAAGCUGUAUUGGCGCGUUUGAAGUACGACGUGCAAUAUCAGUUUAUCCCCUUCGUGGUGGGUUAUGAACAGAUUAAUGAGGCAUACAAUGAUAUUGUUUACCAGAUUGAACGUCCUACACCUGUUGAACAAGGCCCCCAAUCUCAUUGCCGAGUUGGAAGGAUAUUUUGGGGAAAAAUUAUCAAGCCAUUUGUCAAGAUCCAUGGUUCUCUUGUGGGUGUUUGUAAUGUUCAUAUUGAGUUCCAGUUACACAGCCACUUUGACAUCAAUGAUGACGGUCCAACAGAUUGA
This is a messenger RNA of Durio zibethinus, 1809 nucleotides long. The record is from RefSeq and is a predicted model, not a curated record. NCBI's taxonomy places the organism in Eukaryota, Viridiplantae, Streptophyta, Magnoliopsida, Malvales, Malvaceae.